AAGAGGAAGCUGCUCCAAAUAGCAUGGUGGCAGAAUAUCUUGAAGAAAAGAAGAAAUAUGAAGAAUUUAGGAAGCAGCAGGCAAAGAAAGGAACUUCUCGUGAAGAACAGACACUGGCGUUACUAGAUAGAUUCAAAUCAAAACUAAACCAAGCAAUAUCCGAAACACCUGAAGAUGAAGGACCUGAACCUGAAGUGGAGAACGAUGAAGGAUGGAUGUCACAUGUGCUCCACUUUGAGGACAAAACCAGAAAAGUAAAAGACGCAAGUGUGCAAGAUGAAGACACAUUUGAAAUUUAUGAUCCUCGGAACCCGGUUAAUAAGAGGAGGCGAGAGGAAAGCAAAAAGAUUCUGAGAGAAAAAAAAGCGAGGAGAUGAAAUGAGUAGUAAAACUCACCAGAUCCAAAUUGGAAAAGUACAUCGUGCACUUUCUGUCUCUGCAGAUGUCCCAAAAUAUAUCACUUACAAGGUGUGAAAAGGAAUCUGGGGUCUAAUUUGGAAGCAGUGCUAUCGCCUCCGUUUUGUGAAUUCUGAUGUAAAAUAAGCAAGUCUUCUCAGUAAAGUCCUUAGAAUCUAUUUUUAGUCAUUAUUGUUAAUAAAUAGUUCAUUUUCCACACUCUGUUCCUUUUUUAUGUAUUUGCAUAGUUAAAUAGAGGAUUUUAUAUUUACAAUCUUCUCGGAACACUGAAAACUUUUUCCAGAAGAUAGAACAAAAGGAUUUGGCAUUGCUAAAAAAUAAUGUUAUCACUCCUGGUAACAAACUCAGACAUUUAAUGCUUGUAGAAUUGGAGAGAAGCAGCAGAGAGUAUCAGCAAGCUCAGGAAAACCCCAAGAUUGGAAAAUAAUAGCAAAACCUAAAAUCUUUAGGAAGUAAUAGAUAACAAAACAAAAGUAAGAAAACCAAUUCAGGAUGAUAAAAGAUUGUGCAUGCUCAUUUGUCAGAACUUUGAAACGAGUGUAGGGGGCGAGAGGGAGGGAGGGAGGGAGGGAGAGAGAGAGAGAGAGAGAGAGAGAGAGAGAGAGAUAGAAAGUAUAGGAUGGCUAGUACUAAUAGAAUUUUUGUAGCUCAGGGUUGAACUGUGAGGUCCUUGCUGCUCUCUUCAUUUUACAGUUGUUUCAUGAUGUUCAUUGUGCACUGAUGAAGUUACCUAGCUGGAUAAUUAAGAUCUGCCAGAAAAUAAUCAAAUUCAGAGAGCACCAAGGGCUCUACAGAAUGACUAGUUCUAAUUACAUACCAUAUUUUUCGGAGUAUAAGACGCACCUUUUUUCCUCAAAAAAGAGGCUGAAAAUCUGGGUGUGUCGU
Messenger RNA from Thamnophis sirtalis, 1302 nucleotides. NCBI's taxonomy places the organism in Eukaryota, Metazoa, Chordata, Lepidosauria, Squamata, Natricidae. The record is from RefSeq and is a predicted model, not a curated record.